UGCAUGCAUCAACGAACAGUAUUGUAUUUCAACUGGUGGUCUUUAUAGAGUGAGAGCUUCGCGCAAACGAGCGUUCGAGACGACGAGCACGAUUUCGCCUGGUUGCGCGGGAAAUUGGCGAACCUCACGUCGCCCAACAUGUUCGACUCCGGCGUGCGGAAAUUGUUUGGCGGCAACGAAGGACUCGUCAGCGAACGGAUGCGCUACAAGGCCACCGGGUAUUUCAUCAUCCAUCCCUAUUCCCCGUUCCGGCUGGUGUGGGACACGUGGAUGGUCCUGGUGCUGCUCGCCACCUUGCUCGUGGUGCCCGUCCAAGUCUCGUUCACCCACGUGGGGUUUCACAAGGACUGGAUGCCGUUGUGCAUCUUCGGGGAUUUUUGCAGGGGAUGCGACGUUUUCCUCACUUUCCUCACGGGACACGUUGGCUCGUCUUGGAAAGAUGUGGUGUUGGAUCCAGAUCAAGUUUUCAAGGAUUACCUGACCAGUUGGUUUCUUCGCGACCUGACCAGUUGUAUUCCUUGGGAUUUCCUGUUCAUAAUUGCCAACCAGAAUCGUUUGAACUUCUUUUCACGGGCUGAGGCACAGAUCCGAGCAGUGCAUGUGGUGAGAAGUCUGUCCUUGGUGCGGUCCAUGUCCUACUGA
This is a messenger RNA of Notodromas monacha, 642 nucleotides long. Lineage: Eukaryota; Metazoa; Arthropoda; Ostracoda; Podocopida; Cyprididae. The record is from the annotation of a GenBank genome assembly.